UAAGAAGCUAGAAAUUGUCCUGCUGGGGAAAAACAGAUCAGACAUCUGCAGAGUGGGGAACUUCAUCCUGGGCAAAAAUGCCUUUGAUACUGAAGCUCCACCUCCUUCAGUAGAGCAGCACAGUGAGAAAGCUGGAGGAGUGGUGGAGGGUAGAUACAUCACCAUCAUCAGCAUGCCUCACCUGUUCCAUCCUCAGCUCUCUGAAGAAGAGCUGAAUCAGAGGGUGAGAGAGUGUGCAGCUUUGUGUUCUCCUGGACCUCAUGUUCUAGUGCUGAUUUUACAUCCAGGCGAAUUCACAAAGCAAGAUUGUGACAAAAUUAGAACCAUAUGGAACGCUUACAGCACAGUCUCCAUGAAAUACACUGUAGUGGUGACUACAGGCGAAGGCCAUAGUUCAAGUGUCCUCUGGUCUCGAUUCAUUAAUGAGAAUAAUUUGAAACAGUACAGAUAUGAAGACAUAUCUAAAUUUGACAAAGAUCAAGUUUCUCAGCUUUUGAAGAGCAUAGAUGAGGUGGUUAGAGAGAAUGAAGGAGAUCACUUGACCUGCAAAAUGAAUGAAUUAAUGGCAGAGAGGGAGAAGCGCCCUGCAUUAUUGCGGAGAGGCCAAGCCAUAAUCAAAACGGCAAAAAUAUCCAGCGAUAAAGAUGCUGGAAUGAAGAGCCAGAGGGACAACCCUAAACCAACAGUAUCUGAGCUGAAGAUACUUCUGCUGGGGAAAAGCAGCUCAAAGAUCAGCACAGUGGGGAACUUCAUCCUGGGCAAAGAUGUGUUUGAUACAAAAGCUCUGCCUCCUUCAGUAGAGCAGCACAGUAAGAGAGCUGGAGGAUCGGUGGUGGGAAAAAACAUCACCCUCAUCAACACUCCUCACCUGUUCCAUCCUCAGCUCUCAGAAGAACAGCUGAAUCAGAGAGUGAGAGAGUGCAUGAAUCUGUGUUCUCCUGGACCUCAUGUUCUAGUGCUGGUUCUACAUCCAGGCGACUUCCCUGAGGCAGACAGACACAGACUGGAUCACAUCCUCCGCUCUCUGUCUAAAGACCCGAAAAAACACAUGCUAGUAGUAACAACACAGAGACGGCAGUCAGUCUCUGGUGAAUAUAUAGUUGAUGAGAACAUCAAUCAGAUCAUUGCUGCAUGCAACGAAAGGCAUUUCAAGUUUAGCAGCGAGUGUAGCCGUUCUGAUCUACUGAAAAUGAUUGAGAUGGUGGUUGAAGAGAACAGGGAAGGGCAGAGUAAAUGGGAAGUUCCACCAACAAGAGAACAGCAACAUCUCAAACAAAAACCCCAAAGAGUGUAUGAACAGCCUGUGAGAGAGAAGAAAACUUCUUCACCUGCAACUGAACUUAAAAGCAUUGAGAAAUGUAAGUAG
Molecule: messenger RNA, 1366 nt
Organism: Astyanax mexicanus (Mexican tetra)
Lineage: Eukaryota; Metazoa; Chordata; Actinopteri; Characiformes; Acestrorhamphidae
Product: GTPase IMAP family member 5-like
Exons: 2
Coding region: 173-1366 (397 amino acids)
Molecular function (GO): GTP binding
Source: RefSeq, a predicted model, not a curated record